AUGCUAAGUCUGGGGGGUUGGGUGGAGAUAAAUGUUGGUGUCCCAUCUAGUGACGGUAAUAAGUACGCACAGAAUCGAGUUGAGGGAAUUCUUCAGGACUGUUUCAUUGGCAAUCCAACGGUACCAACUCCAGGAGGACUGCAUGAUACUGUCGAUGCUUGUUAUAUGAAGGAUUUUGGCCAAUACAAGGUACCAAGCUCAACUCCAUAUCAAAGAGUUAUCACAAUUGCUGGAGCAGCCACGGUUUCGUUAGGUUUACUUGGAUCCGCUCUAGGACUCAUAUCCGGUCUUCACUUGGCAUUCGUCUGGUUCCGCGCUCCCUUUGACUCCUUCUUCAUUAGGGCAUAUCGUUUAUUUGUUGGUUUCAUCGCUUCUGUUACUUCCUGUCUGUUUUUGGCGGCAAUGACUGUAUUUCAUAUUGGCCUUCGCCUUAGUACCGAGAGGAUACCCUAUGCCAAACUAGCAACCACCACAAUCAACACAACAAAUGGUUACUACAUUGCCUGGGCCUGCGUUGGCGCCAGUAUAUUGGCUGCAUGGGUCCUUCUUGCAUCAACUUGUUGCUGGGCAAUGGAUUAUGUAAACUGCAAAUCAUUGGCUGCUGCUUUCCAUCCAACAUGCUCACAACGUGCUUCGGCCUUGUCAAUGACCAAUGGGAUUCGAGCCUCAAUAUAUAGUCUCAAUAAUGAUGGUGUGUGGUCAAUUCAAGAUCCACCAACACUCCCAAGAUACACAACAGGCGCUUACGGAGAUGGUGACAAUCAGCACAGCAAGACGGAAGAGCCGAAGAUUGGCGAAAAAGAAGUGAGCAAAGGGGAGAGAGCUACGCCAACAACAAACACAAUGGAAGCUAUCAAUAACUCAGAAAACGUUACUUCCUCGCCUGAGAAAGCCCUUGUUAAACAAGCUGACGAAAAACCAAAAGAAACCGUAGUUGAAUCCGAGGUUCCUAAAACAGAUGAAUGUGGUUCGAAUAAGAACACGAAUGAAGAAAAUGUAAAAUCCGCAACGACCAAAUCGAAACCUAUCAAUGCUCCAGCUUCGUCAAGCGGUGAUACUGAAGCUCGGCAACCGCGAGUUCGCAAACAAGUUCAACGCCUCUCAGAUAUGUGGAAUUCAAGUUAUACUAAAGAAAAAGAGACCAAGGAGAAGGCUAUAGAUGAGUUAAUUGCUAAGGGUUCCGGUACUCUUCUUGGUGAAAUUCCUCUUAUUGAGUCCUCUAUCAAGAAAUUCAGACCAGUGGACUUAAAAGUACUCCAUUAUGCUUGUUUCGGCCGAGCUGGAACUAUGAGUGAAGUUCGAUCGAAUUUGAGGAAAUUCAAUGGUUUUUCUUUUGAUGCGAAAUCUGAUGAGUACACUAAACGCGAGGCUGCUCUUAAUAAAAAACCUGUAAAAGAGAUUCAAGAUGCGCUUCGUCAACUUCACUUGGAAGUAUCAGGCACUCGAAGUCAAAUUGUCACCCGUCUGCUGGAAUUCUUGCUCAAACCAGAGGCCUCGGCAGUCAAGUAUAAAGGCAAACUUCCACCCUCCAAGCGUGGUCGCAAGUCCAAGACCGAUUCCUCAUCAAAUAACAAAACAAAUUCCAAAUCUGGACGAAAGUCAAAGGCAGCUAAGGAAAGUGAGGAAGAUCAAGAAAGUAGCAGUGAUGAAGAACAGGAAGAAAAUGAAGCGUCUGAAACAGAAGAAAAAUCCGGAGCCAUUUCACCUGCCUCGGACAAAGGGGCUUCAGACAGCGAUGAUGACUUCUCUCCAGCCGGUAACAAGAAGCAGAAGAAGGCUGCUGGCAAAAAGAAGUCUGCUCCCAAGAAACGCAGGUCUACCGUUGCUAGCAAGUCCGCUACCCCAGCUAAGCGACGAAAACGUGCAAAAAUUGAAACAGAAUCUGAGGAGGAGGAGGAAGACGCUCUCAGUGACUUGGCGGAAUCUGGUGAUGAAAAAUCUGAAGAAGAGAAAAUUGAAGAAAAGGCAGGAGAUAAACAAAAUAGCGACGAUGAUGAUGACAAACCAUUGGCGAAGGUAUCUUCCUCUACUGCAGUAUCAGAGGAAGAAUCAUCUGGUGUUGGGAAUAAAUCUACUGAUAAGCAGUCGUCAAAGCCUGCUGAAUCAGAAAGUGAAUCUGCUCCUUUCCCCUCAGAUGAAGAACUGAAGGUGAAGACUCUCGAGCUUUUGAAGAAUUCCAAUUUGAAUGAGGUCUCCAUGAAGUCAAUCCGACAGUCGGUAUGUGUGAAAUCAGGUUCCCAUCUCUUAUAUUUUGGUACUCAAUUCCACGCUGGUGCCGGUACGCGGAUUGGUCGAUUUUACAGCUGGUAUUGCUGUACUGGCCUUGUUGUUGUCGUUGUUCCGAUUGUUGCAGCUGUAGCGAUGCAAAUCACUACAGAUGGAAAUGUUAUUGCUGACCUGUACCCCAGUGUCGACAUCUCCUCGAAAAGGGACUAUUUAAACGGUAUCAUAAAGAAGGCUACCAGUGAUCUCCAUACUGAUAUUGCUUACCGCAGCAUAAAUGAAUUCAAGAGGGAGAAGCCAUGCUGGAAAGCAACUCUCGUCUCCCCAUGGUUUUACAUUUCAACAAUUGGUUUUAUUAUCGCCCUUGGCAUAGGACUUCACAUCUACUUUCAGUCGAAAUUGCAACCAAUCGAUUUUGUUCAAUUAGAAGUAGAAAAGUGUCCUGCAUGCUUCGGUCAAUCAAUGUGUCCUGCCUUCUUUAGAGGCGAUGUUCGAUUGCCUACUUUCUAUGGAAGUCGGCCAAUUCAUUCAACUGAUUUUGAAAAGUUCGAUGGGUUGACAGAUGUUGACUUAGGUAUGCUAGAGAGGAAACUGGCGGUCUUGCGCCAACUUUACUUCCCCUCCACAUCAUCAGCGGUAGAUGUUGAAGUAUGCCGACGUCAAAGAUUUGAUGACUUCCAGGAUGAAGCACCCCUCCCAAGAUGUAUUCCGCGUCUGUCAAUUUGGAGAUGGAUGGCUACAGAUGGCCCCGGAACUAGUGAUCCAGUGGACGUGGAUAUUGUCAGAAACAUGUCAAUUUUCACACGAUGUGCCUGUGGACGAAUGACCUUGGAAAAGGGAACCUCUAAACCUCUUAGUCAUUUCAUAUAUUCUUCAGUGAGAACGAGACUUCGUAUUCUCCGAGGUCUUCUCCAGAUACCUUCUAAAUUGGAGUCAAAUUCUUCUUUGGUUGAUCCAGAAACCAGCAAUUUCGCGCUCUACUUGGGUGACUAUCGAUGGGAUGUCUUUGGGGNGCGAAAUCAAGACUCAAAAUCUCCAUUCGUAAUCGAAACCAACGCCUCCUACAUUCAAGACACCUGCCUAGACACUGCAUUCGCUACUCACUCGCCUUGUUUAUCUGAAGAACAUGUCAGUGGACUUUGCGCCAGUAAUCCUCCCUCCGAUCACAAUUAUUGGGCAGUUUGUAUGACCGCCAUGUCCAGUGAUGGCCUAUUAGUCAAGGGCAUGCCUCGUGAUCUUCUCUUUAGUCUGGAGCACUGUCUCAAGGAUGCACAAGAUGGUGCUAGGAGGUCGCAUAUUGAAGCGGCUUUGGAGGUUAUUUCUAUGGAGUUAUCUGAUUAA
Messenger RNA from Rodentolepis nana, 3564 nucleotides. NCBI's taxonomy places the organism in Eukaryota, Metazoa, Platyhelminthes, Cestoda, Cyclophyllidea, Hymenolepididae. The record is from the annotation of a GenBank genome assembly.